Hydatigera taeniaeformis is the source of this 528-nucleotide messenger RNA. The record is from the annotation of a GenBank genome assembly. NCBI's taxonomy places the organism in Eukaryota, Metazoa, Platyhelminthes, Cestoda, Cyclophyllidea, Taeniidae.
AUAGGCAGUCUUCGGAGACAGGUGCAGGCAUUACAGACUCGUUUGGAUGAGAUGAGGACGAUUAGUCAGCAGUCGGAUUCAACAGUACCCAAUGACAAUGGCCAUGCUAGAGAUCUCGAAGUCCAAGUGGAAAACCUCACGAAUACUCUAACAACGACACAAAAGGCUCUGCUAGUUUACAUUGCCAUCCAUGACCGGCCGUGCACCUGGGAUCAGGUGCUACACGCAUGCACAGAGUUUUCACCCCAACGAUCGGCUGCUGUGCCGUGGACUGCCGGCGGAACCACCACAAAUCGGAAUCCAAUCUACUGCCUUGAAGUCACGCGGUCGACUGAGGAAAGCGAAAGCAAAGCAACUGAGGCGCUCAAAUUGGCUGACCUCUCCUCAAGUCGUGUUGAACAGCUUCAGCAAAAUGUUGCACGUCUGACGCGUUCUCUAGCAGCGUAUAAGGAGAAGGCCACCACCAUCCUCUCAGACAAGGAGAGGGUGAGUCUCUACCCUUUUCUCUCUUUAUCCCUCUCAUUUUAA